Messenger RNA from Procambarus clarkii (red swamp crayfish), 1242 nucleotides. RefSeq names its product eukaryotic translation initiation factor 3 subunit A-like. Lineage: Eukaryota; Metazoa; Arthropoda; Malacostraca; Decapoda; Cambaridae. The record is from RefSeq and is a predicted model, not a curated record.
AUGAUAUCAGGCCUCGGGAGACGACUCGACGACAUCGAUAACACCGGAGUGAUUGUGAUGUCGAUGGAACCGGGGCGAUGGAGGCGACGCCAUGACGACGGAGACGACGCCAGGACGCCAGGACGACGCCUGGACGACGGAGGCGACGCCAGGACGACGGAGACGACGCCAGGACGACGGAGACGCCAGGACGACGGAGACGACGCCAGGACGACGGAGACGACGCCUGGACGACGGAGGCGACGCCAGGACAACGGAGAAGACGCCAGGACGCCAGGACGACGCCUGGACGACGGAGGCGACGCCAGGACGACGGAGACGACGCCAGGACGACGGAGACGACGCCAGGACGACGGAGACGACGCCAGGACGACGGAGACGACGCCAGGACGACGCCUGGACGACGGAGACGACGCCAUGACGACGGAGACGACGCCAGGACGCCAGGACGACGCCUGGACGACGGAGGCGACGCCAGGACGACGGAGACGACGCCAGGACGACGGAGACGACGCCAGGACGACGGAGACGACGCCAGGACGACGGAGACGACGCCUGGACGACGGAGGCGACGCCAGGACAACGGAGACGACGCCAGGACGACGCCUGGACGACGGAGGCGACGCCAGGACGACGGAGACGACGCCAGGACGACGGAGACGACGCCUGGACGACGGAGACGACGCCAGGACGACGGAGACGACGCCCGGACACCAGGACGACGGAAACGACGCCAGGACGACGGAGACGACGACAGGACGACGGAGACAACGCCAGGACGACGGAGACGACGCCAGGACGACGGAGACGACGCCAGGACGACGGAGACGACGCCAGGACGACGGAGACGACGCCAGGACGACGGAGACGACGCCAGGACGACGGAGACGACGCCAGGACGACGCCUGGACGACGGAGACGACGCCAGGACACCAGGACGACGGAAACGACGCCAGGACGACGGAGACGACGCCAGGACGACGGAGACAACGCCAGGACGACGGAGACGACGCCAGGACGACGGAGACGACGCCAGGACGACGAAGACGACGCCUGGACAACAGAGACUACCCCAGGACGACAGAGACGACGCCAGGAAGACGGAGACGACGCCAGGACGACGCUAAGAAGCGACGCCCGCUGUUCAAUUAUUGUAACGCCAGGCAAAGUUACCAAAUUGUCCUGUGUAGAGAAGUUGGCGCUUGGGACGGCUGGAAAGGUUUUGUAACUGGAAUGCGUUAA